UAUAAGUUUAUUUGCGGUCGUCACCAAUGCAAAGAAAAGGAACCACAUGCGUUAGAGUGUUGUCAACUCAAGAAGAAGAAUGAUUCUAAGGAACAGAACAAGAAGCUAGCGGAUGCUAUAUAUACUAUAGAUGUUCUCUGGCCAUACAUACAAAAUGCAAAAAUUGACGACGUAUCAAUCGAGAAAUUUGCUAAUUGGGUGGCAGAAUACGCCACAACCCAUGGCCUAAACAAGCAAUACAUAACUAAUGGAAAUUUACUACGUUGGUAUAAAAUUAUACUUUGGAAAUGGCAAAAAGAAGAGACGGUGAAGUAUAUCCGAGAUAAAAUUAAUAAAGCAAACAAAAUUACAAACUCAAAAAAUGUCGCUAAGGAUGCUUUGGUAAACAGCUUGUUCAUUUAUUACUUUAUUCUUUUCAUUGCCUAUGAUUAUAUUCUUAAUGAAAAUGCUGGGCCAGUGUCCACAAAUGGACUCGAGGAAAAUUUAUCACAUUGCUCUGAGUCUUCCUCUAUAAUCGUAUCCGGUGACUCAAGCCUUCAAGAUCAUCAAGAAGCAUCCGAAAUUUUUAACUUUGCCGGCUUUAAGGAUACAAAGAUUGAUAACAAUCCUAUUAUCGAUCUUAUACUUCAGCAUAACCUAAAUUGUGUUGCACAUAACGAUCCAAUACGAUCUGCCCAUCCAUUAUCAAGGAAGAUGGCAGAAUGGUUUUUCGAGAUUUAUAAACGAUCAAAUUUUACUUCUCACCAUUUCGAAAGGCCAGAGUUUCUGACAUCUAAGGAGGGGCAUUUGGCGGUGCAAAUUGCGUCUACCAUACAAUUAUCCGUGAAUCAUUAUCAAAAAACGGGUAUGAAUUCUCAAUCAGUAAAUUCUGAAGCUACCUGGGUAAAUUUCGUGGAAACCCUGCUAAAAGGUAUUAUUAAUCGCAUUAAAAAUCUGGUAUAUGAAAACACUUUAAGUACAACCGUGGAUUAUCUUGACUAUCAAAAGGAGAAUGGAGAAAUCUGCAAAAUUAAGCCAGAUGGGACUAUAUAUUUUGUUAUCCCCGAAAUGCAUUUUCCAAUUGGAUUCCUUGAAGGUCAGAAGCCGUACCUGCCAAACGCAACAAAAAAAUCACAGACCGAUGCAGAAAAGCUACAAAGGGAGAUUAAAUUGGCGCACGAUUCUCUUUUGAGAGACAUACAAAGCAAAUAUUCAGCUCGGAUUUCGAAAGAAGUCGCUAAAAAAAUAUUUGAAAUUCCAUUCAUCACAUCUCAAAUAACUGGUGAAUAUUUUGAAAGUCUACAUUUAUUAUUGAACAAUUUAUCAACUGAAUGUUUCUUUGUAGGUUCUGAAGCAAUAAUCUCAGUCUCAGAUCGAACGCUUCAUCCAAUAUUGACAACGUGGGUAUUAUGCCGGUUCCGUAUUGAUUUUCACAAGUUAGAAAGGAUAAACGAUAUUCAGAAAAUUUUUUCGGGAAUAUUCGUAUUGCAGGAAUUGUUUGAAAAAAUAGAUACGAGUUGGAAUGAAUUUUUGGCUGAUGCUCCUCAGCUACUACCAAAAAAACGCUACAAUUUGUCAACAGGAAUCAUCCCAUUUUAUCAUUAUGCUCUGGGAGAAUAUGACUCUCUUGAGUAUGAUUACCAAUUAUCACAAAACAGAUAA
Messenger RNA from Dentiscutata erythropus, 1641 nucleotides. The record is from the annotation of a GenBank genome assembly. NCBI's taxonomy places the organism in Eukaryota, Fungi, Glomeromycota, Glomeromycetes, Diversisporales, Gigasporaceae.